AUGUUGGGUUGGCAGCGGAAAAGAAUGUCCAAAAGUGAGAGGGGUAGAACGAUAACUUUGCCGUCGGCGGUUUCGUUAUUCCUUCAUUAUUUCCUCAGUGAUUUGUUUAUUAGCGUCCGCUGUUUCUGCGCCCUUCCCGAAUUAAAGGCAGCCUUUUGUCAUCGUCAUUGUUCGUGUUCGAUUACAGUAUCUGCUUGCCUUUAGUACUGAAAAGUUAAUUGGGGAGGCAGCGUCUCAGAUUUUUGGGUGGCGAAAGACUGUGAUCAGAACCGGCCGAGGAAAUAUCUGCCUGUUUUUUCCAGCCAAGAGAGAAGGAGAAAAGGAACAUCCCUUCUUCUGAUAAACUAUUGCAACAAAGGAUGUUAUAUGCUAACUUUUACACAUGGGCUUAUGCUCUUAUUUUAUUGAUACUCCUGAAAGCAGAAGCAAACUUCGUAGAUAUUACAUAUGUUGAAAGUGCUAUACCCAAAGGUGCAGUAUGUUUGGAUGGAAGCCCUCCAGCUUAUCAUCUAUCCCCAGGUUUUGGAUCAGGUGUCAAUAAUUGGUUGGUCCAUCUUGAGGGAGGAGGGUGGUGCAACAACAUAACAACUUGUCUAGCUCGAAAGAACACCCGUUUAGGUUCUUCCGGACAAAUGGCAAAACAGCUUGCCUUUUCAGGGAUCUUAAGCAAUACCCAAUCAUUUAAUCCAGACUUCUACAACUGGAAUAAGGUCAAGGUUCGUUACUGCGAUGGUUCAUCAUUCACGGGAGAUGUAGAAAGAGUUGAUCCUGCUACCAAUCUUCAUUACAGAGGAGCCAGAGUGUGGCUUGCCGUGAUGGAAGAACUACUUGCAAGGGGAAUGAGCAAGGCAGAAAAUGCUCUUCUUUCUGGCUGUUCAGCUGGAGGAUUGGCUUCCAUACUCCAUUGCGACAGCUUUCGCAACCUUCUUCCAGCAAGUGCCAAGGUUAAAUGCCUUUCAGAUGCUGGUUAUUUCAUAAAUGUGAAAGAUAUUUCUGGAGCUGAACACAUCAAGGCCUUCUACAAUGAUGUGGUGACAACACAUGGAUCAGCAAAGAACUUGCCUUUAUGCACUUCGAUGAUUGAACCUGGGAUGUGUUUUUUCCCACAAUACAUGGCUCAGGAGAUAGAGUCACCACUGUUCAUUUUAAAUGCAGCUUAUGACUCAUGGCAGAUAAAGAAUAUUUUGGUACCGACGGUUGCUGAUCGUCAUGGUAGUUGGCAUAACUGCAAGCUUGAUAUAAAGCUGUGCUCUUCAGCUCAACUUCAAAUAAUGCAAGAGUUCAGGCUGGAGUUUCUGAAUGCAGUGAAUGGAUUAGGGACCCCAUCCUCUAGAGGUCUGUUCAUCAAUUCAUGUUAUGCCCACUGCCAAUCAGAAAUGCAGGAGACAUGGUUCCUUCCCAAUUCUCCUAUGCUUGACAAGAUACCAAUUGCAGAGGCAGUCGGAGACUGGUUUUACAAUCGAAGCGCCUUCCAGAAGAUUGACUGCCCAUAUCCUUGUGACUCAACUUGCCACAACAUUUCUUUACAGGACAACUCAGAAGCAUAGCAAUUAAUUCCUCCUCCAUUCAUUCUUCUAAUUGUCACGUUAUUUUUGUUGCAUCAAUCCAAGCUCGCAUGAGCAGGAAAUAAAUAGUGUCUUCCAGAAUAAGAUUAGUGUCUUGCAUUACAGGACAGUUAUUCACAAUAUAUAUGUACAAGAGUUCAAUUUCUCUUGAUAUUUUACAGAUUUAACAAAGGAAACAAUACAGGCUUAGCAGAUA
Messenger RNA from Musa acuminata AAA Group (dessert banana), 1761 nucleotides. Its product is annotated as pectin acetylesterase 8-like. Bases 360 to 1547 code for a protein of 395 amino acids. Gene Ontology annotation, molecular function: pectin acetylesterase activity. NCBI's taxonomy places the organism in Eukaryota, Viridiplantae, Streptophyta, Magnoliopsida, Zingiberales, Musaceae. Gene Ontology annotation, biological process: cell wall organization. Gene Ontology annotation, cellular component: plant-type cell wall. The transcript has 15 exons. The record is from RefSeq and is a predicted model, not a curated record.